GCUGUGGGUAGUUACCUGCACCGCUGCAGCCUCUGCCCGCUUGAAUCUCUUGGGGCGAUGAUGCUGUGCCGGUCCUCCAGCUGUGGCCUGUGCUUCGGUCCCUGAUCCUUUGCUCCGGAGGUCCAGCUCACAUGUGACCUCCUCGGCGCCCUGCUCGGGCCCGUUACACGUCGCCCGCCUCUGGCCUCGCCCAUUCCUGGGCAAAGCGAACGAGUCAGGCUUGGCGGGUGCGCGGCGCUCGGUCCUGCCCUGAGCCCUAACGCUCUGGUUGUGCCCGGAACCCGAGGCUCGCAACUGCGGUUUCCGGCUGGCGGAGCCGCUCAGAGGCCCGGUCCGACGGAAGCCGGCUCGGAGGGUCGGGACCUGGUCGGACCUGAGAUGGCACCGCCCGCGGGCGGGGCGGCGGCUGUGUCAGUCUCGGGCUCCACCGCAGUGCUCUUGGCUGUGAACGCCGCGGUGAGGCCGCUGGGCGCCGGACCGGACGUCGAGGUGCAGCUACGGAGGCUGCAGCUGAGCGCAGACCCACAGCACCCGGGGCACUUCCGGCUGGAGUUGUUGGGCACCGGCCCUGGGACGGUCAGUUUGGAGUGGCCCUUGGAGUCCAUCUCCUACACCAUCCGGGGCCCUAACCAGCAUGAGCUGCAGCCUCCACCAGGAGGGCCUGGAACCUUCAGUCUGCACUUUCUCAACCCUCAGGAAGCUCAGCGGUGGGCAGCGCUAGUCCGAAGUGCCACCGUGGAGGGACAGAAUGGCAGUGGCAGCUCAACCCCAGCCCUGGGCCCAGAAACAUGCCCUGUUUCCCUGUCCAGUCCCCCUGGAACUCCCACACUCAAGGUCCCCCAACCUGAGGCUGAUCUUCCCCAGACCCCUGGGGACUUGAUGGAGAAAGAAGAGUUGGCAGGGCGCCUGGCCCAGGCCAUUGCAGAUGGGGAUGAGAAGGGGGCAGCCCAAGCUGCAGCUAUCCUGGCCCAGAAUCAUGCAACCCUCAGUGUCCAGCUCCAGGAAGCCUGCUUCCCACCUGGUCCCAUCAGGUCACACUUGAAGACGCUGCGUCUGCUGCAUCUUCCUCGUCUUCUGCCCAUGUUGCACUGCAAGUCUACCCCCACUGCACCAUUGCAGCCCUCCAGGAGCAGGUGUUCUCUGAGUUCGGUUUCCCACCAGCCGUGCAGCGCUGGAUCAUUGGGCAGUGCCUGUGUGUGCCUGAGCGCAGCCUUGCCUCCUAUGGGGUCUGGCAAGAUGGGGACCAUGCUUUCCUCUACUUACUUUCAGCCCCUCGAGAAGCCCCAGCCUGGCUGGCCCUGCCCUUCGUGCACCUUCAUUAACACCCCAAGCCGCCCUGGCUGUGAGAUGUGUAGCACCCAAAGGCCCUGCUCUUGAGAACUCCUUCCAGCAGCUUCCACCUAGCAGCCAGCAAAGGCCUGAGAUCUAAGCCUACUUCUGAACUUCCUCAGGACAACCUCUGCUGAUUGCUUACCGAGGACAAAGCCACCAAGGCUGGGGAAAAGGGCCACCAGCUGGAAUCAUUAAAAGACACUUAAGAACCAAGAACCAGUGAGCGUCCCUUUCACCGUGUCUGUGCAGACCUGCCCCAGCCCAACAAGGGCUAUAGAAAUGGGUGAGCAGGCAAAGCUAAAGAAUGGACUUGAGGGCUGAGGCUGGUGGCCUGAGCUCACGGGAUGGUACUCUACCAAAGGUGAUGAAAU
Nycticebus coucang (slow loris) is the source of this 1703-nucleotide messenger RNA. RefSeq names its product SHANK associated RH domain interactor (gene SHARPIN). Gene Ontology annotation, cellular component: LUBAC complex. The record is from RefSeq and is a predicted model, not a curated record. Gene Ontology annotation, biological process: protein linear polyubiquitination; positive regulation of canonical NF-kappaB signal transduction; proteasome-mediated ubiquitin-dependent protein catabolic process. Gene Ontology annotation, molecular function: ubiquitin-protein transferase activity; ubiquitin binding. The transcript is spliced from 8 exons. NCBI's taxonomy places the organism in Eukaryota, Metazoa, Chordata, Mammalia, Primates, Lorisidae. The coding region runs from base 379 to 1377 and encodes 332 amino acids.